AUGGUUGAUCCACGCUCAGAUUCUGAAGAACGUUCUCGUGCUAAGCGCCAGAAGAUGGACAAAACAGAGACAGACCCCCGGAACAAUCCUUACCUGGCUCACAUGUAUGCAGACGAGUCAGCUAAUGGCGACUCGGGUUCUUGGACUGAUGGCGCGUCCGAGCAGAGAACUACCUUUGCCGGCUUGAAAAGACAUCAGACAACAGCGGCACAAGUGAAAAAGGUGGAAGCAGGAGACAUCAAUCCAUUCACUGGCCAGCCGUUCUCCAGCAAGUAUUUCUCUAUCUUGCAGACUCGUCGUGAUCUUCCCGUCCAUGCUCAGAGAGAUGAAUUCCUAGAACUCUACCAGAAGUCUCAGAUUCUAGUGUUCGUGGGUGAGACGGGUUCCGGAAAGACCACACAGAUCCCCCAGUUUGUCCUGUACGAUGAUAUGCCCCAGACCCAGCGCAAAUUGGUCGCCUGUACCCAGCCUCGUCGAGUCGCUGCUAUGUCCGUCGCUCAACGUGUGGCCGCCGAGAUGGAUGUCAAGCUUGGAGAGGAAGUCGGUUACAGCAUUCGUUUCGAGGACAUGACAAGUUCCAAGACCUGCCUGAAAUACAUGACCGAUGGUAUGCUUCUGAGAGAAGCUAUGCAUGAUCAUGACCUUACGCGCUACAGCACGAUCAUUCUUGACGAAGCUCACGAAAGAACCAUGGCUACUGAUGUGCUCAUGGGUCUUCUCAAAGAAGUUGUGCAGCGCCGUCCCGACCUGAAGAUCGUUAUCAUGUCUGCCACCCUAGAUGCGCAAAAAUUUCAGCGCUAUUUCAACGAUGCCCCGCUUCUGGCGGUCCCCGGUCGUACGCACCCUGUCGAGAUCUUCUAUACCCCCGAGCCCGAACAAGAUUAUGUCGAAGCCGCUAUUCGCACGGUCCUCCAGAUCCAUGCCACAGAGCCCGACGGUGAUAUACUACUGUUCUUGACUGGUGAGGAGGAGAUUGAGGACGCUGCACGCAAGAUCGCCCUAGAGGCGGAUGAGAUGGUGAGAGACGCCGACGCUGGUCCGCUGAAGGUAUAUCCGCUGUACGGUAGUUUGCCUCCGCACAUGCAACAGCGGAUUUUCGAGCCUGCUCCUCCUCCACGCAGACCAGGCGGUCGCGCUGGCCGAAAGUGUAUUAUCUCGACCAACAUCGCCGAAACAUCUCUUACCAUCGACGGUAUCGUGUACGUUGUGGACCCCGGAUUCUCGAAGCAGAAGAUCUACAACCCGCGCAUUCGUGUCGAAUCGCUGCUGGUGUCUCCUAUCUCCAAGGCUUCUGCUCAGCAGAGAGCCGGUCGUGCGGGUCGUACACGGCCCGGAAAAUGCUUCCGUCUCUACACCGAGGGCGCCUUCAAGAAGGAGUUGAUCGAUCAGACUUACCCGGAGAUUCUCCGUUCCAACCUUUCUUCGACAGUUUUGGAGCUGAAGAAACUUGGUAUCGAUGACCUGGUUCAUUUCGACUUGAUGGAUCCCCCCGCUCCUGAGACACUCAUGAGAGCCCUGGAAGAGUUGAACUAUCUGGCUUGUCUUGACGACGACGGUAACCUCACACAGCUGGGUCGUCUUGCCUCAGAGUUCCCUCUCGACCCCGCUCUUGCCGUAAUGCUGAUUAGCUCUCCUGAGUUUUACUGCUCGAACGAAAUCCUUUCCAUUACGGCUUUGCUUUCCGUUCCCCAGGUCUUCGUUAGACCUGCAUCACAGCGAAAGCGCGCCGACGAGAUGAAGAAUCUCUUUGCUCAUCCCGACGGUGAUCACCUGACUCUUCUGAAUGUCUAUCACGCCUUCAAAAGCCCGGAAGCUCAAGAGAACCUCAAGCAGUGGUGUCACGACCAUUUCCUCUCGCUCAGAUCCCUCCAAUCGGCAGAUAAUGUGCGCAUGCAGCUUCUGAGAAUCAUGGAGCGCGAGGAGCUGGAAAUGAUCUCAACCCCUUUCGAGGACAAGAAGUAUUAUGAUAACAUUCGCCGUGCGCUGUGCGCUGGUUUCUUCAUGCAAGUCGCCAAGAAGGAAGCUCAGGGCAAGAGUGUCUACACGACCAUCAAGGACAACCAGAACGUUCUCCUUCACCCUUCGACUGUUCUUAGCUAUGAUGCGGAGUGGGUUCUUUACAACGAAUUCGUGCUCACGACGAAGAACUAUAUCAGAACUGUUACUGCGGUAAAGCCCGAAUGGCUCAUCGAUAUUGCCCCAACGUAUUAUGACGUCUCGAGUUUCCCCAAGGGCGAGAUUCGGUCUGGCUUGCUGCGUGCCGCAGAGAGGCUGUCGCGUAAAGAGAAGAUGCGUGCUGAUUCUGGAAAGAGACGAUAG
Messenger RNA from Aspergillus clavatus NRRL 1, 2319 nucleotides. Its product is annotated as DEAH-box ATP-dependent RNA helicase PRP43. The transcript is spliced from 3 exons. Gene Ontology annotation, cellular component: spliceosomal complex; intracellular anatomical structure. Gene Ontology annotation, molecular function: ATP binding; RNA helicase activity; RNA binding. The coding region runs from base 1 to 2319 and encodes 772 amino acids. The record is from RefSeq and is a predicted model, not a curated record. Lineage: Eukaryota; Fungi; Ascomycota; Eurotiomycetes; Eurotiales; Aspergillaceae.